This is a messenger RNA of Castor canadensis (American beaver), 2592 nucleotides long. It is a transcript of the gene Tprg1l, whose product is annotated as tumor protein p63 regulated 1 like. The record is from RefSeq and is a predicted model, not a curated record. NCBI's taxonomy places the organism in Eukaryota, Metazoa, Chordata, Mammalia, Rodentia, Castoridae. Gene Ontology annotation, cellular component: synaptic vesicle; cytoplasm.
CGGUGGGUGGGCGGCCGCGUCGGGGUCGGGCCGGGGGGUCUGGUGCCGCGAUGCUGCAGCUGCGGGAUUCGGUGGACUCGGCGGGCACGAGCCCCACGGCGCUGCUGGCGGCCGGUGAAGAGGUGGGGGCGGGUGGGGGCCGGCCGGGGGCGGGCACGCCUCUGCGCCAGACGCUGUGGCCGCUCAGCGUCCAUGACCCCACGCGCCGCGCCCGUGUUAAGGAGUACUUCGUGUUCCGGCCCGGCACCAUCGAGCAGGCGGUGGAGGAGAUCCGCGCGGUUGUCCGGCCCGUGGAGGACGGCGAGAUCCAGGGGGUGUGGCUGCUGACCGAGGUGGACCACUGGAACAACGAGAAGGAGCGGCUGGUGCUGCUCACCGACCAGUCGCUGCUCAUCUGUAAAUACGACUUCAUCAGCCUUCAGUGCCAGCAGGUGGUCAGGGUGGCGCUCAGUGCGGUGGACACCAUCUCCUAUGGAGAAUUCCAGUUUCCGCCGAAAUCACUCAACAAGCGAGAAGGCUUUGGGAUUCGCAUUCAGUGGGACAAGCAGAGCCGCCCGUCUUUCUUCAACAGAUGGAAUCCCUGGUCCACCAAUGUGCCCUAUGCCACUUUCAUAGAACACCCGAUGGCCGGUGUGGAUGAGAAGACUGUGUCUCUGUGCCGAUUGGAAAGCUUCAAGGCACUGUUAAUCCAAGCUGUCAAAAAAGCCCAAAAGGAAAGUCCUUUGCCAGGACAAGCAAACAGUGUGCUGGUCUUGGAGCGCCCCCUCCUCAUCGAGACCUACGUGGGAUUGAUGUCCUUCAUCAACAAUGAGGCCAAACUGGGUUAUUCCAUGACCAGAGGCAAAAUAGGCUUCUAGAUGUCAGCACCAUGGGAGGGAGCACUUCCAGGAAAGCCCAGUGGACUGGGGACUCGGAGAGUAUGUGACCAUAUGCCAGCCCUGCUGCAGCUGCAGGGAUUUGGGCAUCACUUAGGGAUCUGAGUGCAAUUAGAAUAGUCAAGUGAAUCAAUCCUGUAUAUAUUUAGAUACUGGACCUGGUAACUGAGCUACAAAGGCAAAUGACUGGCUGAUGUGCUGCUGGUAUUCCUUCUGUAGUCUGAUUUAUGUUUUCCUGAGGGCACCUAUUUGGCCUCUGGGGUUCUUCCUGGCCCAGCCACUUCAGCAUGCUGAGAGUGUGAGCUCACUUUUCCACUUCUGCUGCAUGAACUGCGGGACACAGGGAGGGACCAGUGUCUCUAGUGUCUGCACUGCACAGAUGUUCACACUUGUGUCAAGUUUUGUAUUUUGAAGUUCAAUCCAUUUUUUUAAACUAAAUGCAAACGCAGCCAGUAGACUAGUCACAAGUAAGACGCAGCCUGUGCCUGCUCAGCUCUUAGUGAACAGCCUCUCUCUUGUAAAUGGGUUCCACCUAAAGUUUACUCUUUCUGAAAUUAAUCCAAGUUGUGUUAAUACUUCCGGCAUCUUUCCCAGGCCCACAGAGGUUUAGAGAACCAUUUAACACAACUUACUACCUUGAGGACGUCACCAUGAUUGUUCUUUACACAAUUUUGACAGCUAAAUACGUAUCCUGAGUUUGUAUCAUUCUAUUCACAUUUAAAAGGAGUUAGGGAGUUUGCUAUUUAAAGAAUGCACUUUCAUGAAAGGAGCAGUGCCAGCCACCCAGGUCCCUGCAGCCCCCUCCAUAGAUCCCAGGUGGCAUCAGAGCCUCUCACUAGCCUGCCUGAGCUUCUGUGCACCUCCCCUGCCACCACACACAGCUCUUUGUGUGGCUGAAGCACUUCUUUCUGCGAAACUUUAAAUGCUGGCUGGUCAGUUUAUUCCUCCUUAUUUACAGUUCUGUUGCAGCUUUAUGCUAAGUGGUCCUAAUGGGACCAGAGCGCCAUGGCCUGUCCAAAUUGAAAGGCUGUCUCAAAAGUGCACCCGAGUCUUCAGCCUGUGCUUUUGGUCUUGUAGUAAAGACAUUUAGAACCAAAUGGAUGUUGCUCCUUUUUUUAAAGUUACUGUCAUUAAAAGAGGUGCAUCAGCAAGGAAGCAGCUCUGUAGGCCUGUAUGGAGUUUUGUAGAUCUGUCAGCAUGCUCUGCAGAGCAAUGAUGCACACCCUCCCUGGUCUGGUCCUCUUAAGGAAAUGCAGGUGGUGGAACUGCAGUCCAGGCUGAAUCCUGAUUCACCAGCCCUGGUGCUGUGGCCUGGCUGGCACAAGCUAGAGGUGCCUGGAGCUGUGCAGGGUGGGCCAGGUGUGUCCUCACAUUGCCAGGUGGAGACCAUGGGCACUGUUCCCAAGCCCAAAGGACUUAGGACUCCCUGCAGAACUGAUUCAGCAGGCCCGAGUAACCUUGGCCAGCUGCCUGCUUGACAUGCCUGAAGGUGGCCCUGGCCUCAGGUGCUCGGGACUCUCCACACUCCAAAGCAGACCCUACCACAGAGAGGCCAAGUGCCCCACAGAAAGCUGCUCUUGUUCUACAAUGUUCAGUGACUGAAAGUAGUGGACCCAUAGCACAAUGAAGCCCUAGGGGAGGGGCUCCAUUACUUUCUGCCUGAGACCAGAAGGUAACCUGACCUAGAAGCCUUUCAAGGAAACAAGUCAGCAGUCUA